AUGAUCAAAUUACACGCGUGGUCGACUUUGCUUGUGUGUAUGCUAUCUUUUCUCGCAAGAUUAGCUGCCGCAUUUCAAAUCGAUUAUGACUAUUCAACAUGCAAUGCAUUGAUCGUUUCCACUCAAGUGAGCCCACAAGAAUUAAAUUCGACAAAUGGAAUGGUAUUGCAAUUCACGCAAUCAAGAAAUCUGUCUGAUCCUGCUUUGUUCAAUACAACGAUUGCAUGGACAGAUUUUGUUCCAUAUGAAACUUUCGCAAUUUCAAGCCUUUUACCUGCAACACAAAUAGGUAAUAAAUAUUAUUCGACAAACAUUUCCAUGACUGAUGCAAUGAAUGCUUCUUGGGUUGGAAGUGGAUAUGAUCAAGAAUUUCAUACGAUCAUGUGGUUGUAUGUUCAACCGCCAAACACAACCGCUGUAUCUGCUCGUACCUCGUAUGGUGGACCAGGAAAUCCGUUCGUCCCUACCAGUGAUGCACAUCCUGCUUGUACCGCGUUUUAUACCGUAAAUGGAACGAGAACGGAUUAUAAUCCAAAUUUGCUCAAUAGCGACAACGAUGAUGAAUCUGACAGUGGCGAUGGACUAUCGAAACCAGCAAAGAUUGGAUUGAUCAUCGGAUGUAUUGUCCUGACACUGCUUUUGUUGGCACUAGUUGCAAUUCUUGCCUUUGUAUUCAUUAGUGCCGUUCGUCAUAUGGUUAAAUCCUGGCUCAGGAGAAGAAAGAGAGAGCUGGAAAACUUUGGAAGAAGACCUGAUGAAGAAAAUCAAAACACUACCCCGGAGCAUCUAUCUGAUGAUGAUGUAAUCAAAGGCAAAAAGAGGGAUGAAGAUACAAUAACAGAGGAAAACGCUUCAUUUGGUGGACUGUUUCACGGAUUGAAUGGAAUCGGAACCCAAUUCGGAAGCAGAAUGCAAGAUGUAGACACUAUCACACCCACUCAGCUGCCAGCACGUGUUCGUAAUCCAGAGGACGAAGCUCCCCCUCCGACGUAUACUGAAGCGAAUAAGUUAUAA
Molecule: messenger RNA, 1014 nt
Organism: Meira miltonrushii
Lineage: Eukaryota; Fungi; Basidiomycota; Exobasidiomycetes; Exobasidiales; Brachybasidiaceae
Exons: 1
Coding region: 1-1014 (337 amino acids)
Source: RefSeq, a predicted model, not a curated record